Molecule: messenger RNA, 1959 nt
Organism: Adineta steineri
Lineage: Eukaryota; Metazoa; Rotifera; Eurotatoria; Adinetida; Adinetidae
Source: the annotation of a GenBank genome assembly
CAUUCAUAUUAAAUUAUUAUUUUAACGUAGAUUUAUAUCAAUAGACACUAUAAGGUUUGAUUUGAUUUUCACUUCAGAACAUUUUAAAUGAAAAUAUUUUUAUUUUCAUAACAUAAAACAAAUUUCUAGAUAUUAUUUUUGAAAUCUUUUUCAAAGAUAAACAAAUUCACUCAGAUGAAAUUAAUUAAAUUUUAUUUUCAAAUAUAAAAACAAAUUUUCUUAGAUAAAUUUUAAAUUAAAUUUAAACUACAAUUAAAUCAAUUCAAAUCAUUUUUAUUUUAGAACAUUUUAAAAUAACAUUUUUUAUUUGCAUUUAUUCAUCCCUUUCACUCAAAUAUAAACAAAAUCUUUUCUGUUUUAGGACAAUCAAUUCUUGUCAGUCAUAUUAAUAACAACACCAAAUGGAAACAACAUGGAAUUACUAUAGCUGGAGAAAAUGGACAAGGCGAUCAAUCAAAUCAACUCUCUUUUCCUCAAGGUAUCUAUGUUGAUGAUGAUCAUCGAUCUAUUUAUAUUGGUGAUUGGGGAAACCAUCGUAUUGUGGAAUGGAAAUAUGGAGCAAAGAAUGGUCAAGUUGUUGCAGGUGGAAAUUGGAAUGAAAAUGGAAGUGAUCAGUUGAGUUUCCCAUCAGAUGUGAUUGUUGAUAAAAAAAAUGAUUCUCUCAUCAUUUGUGAUAGAGGAAACAGACGAGUGGUACGAUGGCCUCGUCAAAAUGGUAAAAAUGGAGAAAUAAUAAUUCCUAACAUUCAUUGCUGGGGAUUAACAAUGGAUAAAAAUGGAGAUCUUUAUGUUUCUGACACAGAGAAGAAUGAAGUGAGACGAUGGAAACAAGGAGAGAAAGAAGGAACAAUAGUAGCAGGUGGAAAUGGAAAAGGAAAACAUCUCAAUCAACUCAAUCAUCCUACUCAUAUCUUCGUUGAUGAAGAUUAUUCAGUUUAUGUAUCGGAUUCUGAGAAUCAUCGUGUGAUGAAAUGGGUGAAAGGUGCAAAAGAAGGUAUUGUUGUCGCUGGUGGAAAUGGUCAAGGGAAUAGUUUGACACAAUUGUCUUAUCCUCGAGGAGUGGCCGUCGAUCAAUUGGGUAAUGUUUAUGUGGCUGACUAUGACAACCAUCGAGUGAUGCGUUGGUGUGAAGGAUCUAAAGAAGGUAGUAUUGUUGUUGGUGGAAAUGGAAAAGGAGAACAAUCAAAUCAACUCUUUAGUCCCAUAGGUUUAUCAUUCGAUAUUGAAGGUAAUCUCUAUGUUGUCGAUUGGCAAAAUGAUCGAAUACAAAAAUUUGAUAUUGAUUCAGAAUUCAAUUUAUAUGGAGAUUUUGGUAAACUCACAUCACAAAUGAGUGAUUAUGAUAUGAAUACACAAGGGAUUCAAAAAUCAUUCUUAUUCAAAGAGCAGAAUCAAUUAACUAUUGAUUUCAAUAUUGGUGAAGCAAACAAGUCGACUGUCGAGAAACCAUCAAUACAUAAACUUCAGUAUAAUAAUCAACCGAUAGUUUAUGUAAUCGAUCUUGCACUGCCGUCCAUCGGUUUGGAUUCAGACAUCGCAAAAUUGGUGACAUAUAACAAGAAUAGUCAACUUGCCGACGUUAUACGUGAAUUGAAUCCGACCAUUCCUUUUUACAUACUUGCUUCUAUGCCACCAUCUGACGAGAUCAUGUCACGUGCACAACUUCUGCGUUACUAUCAUCUUCAGACUUCACCUAAUGAACAUGUUCAAACAGAUUUAAACGUUAAUGAUCGCGUUACCAGCAUCGAUUCGAUUGAUCACUUCGCUGGCGAGCUUUACGAAGAUUUGGGACAAUAUUAUCGAGAUAAAGCCGGAAAAGCCCUAUUUGAUCACCAAGAUCGACACAAGGCUAAACAGCUCUUGAUGAAAUCGGAAAAAUGCUUUGAAAUAUUAGAGCGUGAUAUUGAGAAAAACAUUGAAACGCUACGAAAAUUUAGCAGAAGAAAAAUAACAAACUGA